CAGCUCAACCAAACAACAGAGGGAAAGUAACACCACAACUAGUCUCUCUCCCUCGCUUUUUUCUUUCUAUUACUCUCCUCCUCCUUCUUUCUCCGCUAGAAGAGGGGGAGCAAAGAAGAGUUAUCAUAUUGCGAUUUCAAUCUUUAUAUUGGAAUUCUUGUCGUACAGACCAGUGUUUAAAGUUUUAUAAACAGAGGAGAACAAGUCCUGGUCUCGAACAUGACGAAACAGGAUGUGAUGAUGCCGGAGGAGAUGGCCAUCACGGCGGCGACGGCGGCAGGGAAGGUGGCGAACUCGUCCACACAGUUUUUGUUCCCGCCGCCGCGAGGGAAUAGCAGCAGCGUUAAUUAUGCGAGUUAUAAGAGGCUCCUGAGCCAGCUUGAGCUUAACUGUGGCAGUGGGAGGAUCAAUGCAUGGGUCGACUCGAUGAGGUCGUCAUCUCCCACACAUAUCAAGUCGGAUUCUCCGUUCGCAUCCCCGGUCGUAGCCUCUGAUGAUGAAGAGUAUGAGAACUGGAUGAAACAACAUCCGUCAGCGUUGCACAUGUUCGACGAGAUCACAGCUGCAUCGAAGGGGAAGCAGAUUGUGAUGUUCCUCGACUAUGACGGGACCCUAUCUCCGAUCGUCGAUGACCCUGAUCGUGCGUUUAUGUCUGAAAACAUGAGAGCAGCUGUUAGGGAAGUGGCAAGAAGUUUCCCAACUGCUAUUGUAAGCGGGAGAUGCAGAGAUAAGGUGUACAGCUUUGUACAAUUAAGGGAGUUGUACUACGCUGGGAGCCACGGCAUGGACAUCAAAGGACCUGCCAAACAGCCCAAGCACACGAAAGCUAAGGCAAAAGCACUUCUCUUUCAACCAGCAAGUGAGUUCCUACCCAUGAUAGAUGAGGUUUAUGAAGCAUUGGUCAAGAAAACUGAAUCAACACCGGGGGCCAAGGUAGAGAAUAACAAGUUCUGCGUAUCAGUUCACUUCCGCUGUGUCGAUGAGAAGAAAUGGAGCAUACUAGCCGAGCAGGUUAGAUUAGUGCUCAAGGACUACCCUAGACUCCGGCUCACCCAAGGAAGAAAGGUGUUGGAGAUUCGUCCGACCAUCAAAUGGGACAAGGGGAAGGCCCUUGAGUUUCUGUUAGAGUCUCUUGGAUUUGCCGACUGCAACGACGUGUUUCCAAUAUAUAUCGGAGAUGAUCGCACUGACGAAGAUGCUUUCAAG
Elaeis guineensis (African oil palm) is the source of this 1206-nucleotide messenger RNA. The record is from RefSeq and is a predicted model, not a curated record. Lineage: Eukaryota; Viridiplantae; Streptophyta; Magnoliopsida; Arecales; Arecaceae.